AAGUCUUGAAAAUAAAUUACUUACUAAGCCGUAAGAAGCAAACCGAAACCAAUUCAAAUGGAUCCCAUCUCAGUGGAUGUAAAGAGCGUAAUGGAAGUCUUUGCCAGAUUGUGUAUCAUAUGCAACUUUCUGGCCGAUUCGGUGCAUUUGCUGAAGGACUGGACUCUGGAGCGUGUUCUGCUCAAUCUGAACUGGCACUGCGGCGACCUCUUCGCCAACUUCUAUAUAACAACCGUCGUGGCCAUCCAGCUGAUGGCCUGCAGUCUGGUGUUCUUUGCCAGUAAACGCCAACUGGCAGCAGGCCUACUCGGCCUGUUGAUCAACUUGCGCAUUGCCUCGAACCCCAUGCUAUGGAGCCUGGAGAUGUAUGCUGAUAUGUGCGCCCUGAUCCUAACCAUCGUGUUGGCCACCGUACCGCACCAUCGUUUUCUUCGCGGCGGAUUUCUCAUUGUGGCCUAUAUGACCUACAAGAGCAUCAAUGAUGGCUUGUUCUGGCGAUUUUUCCAUCGCUACGGGGUCAAAAUGAUGAUCGCUGUAGUCCUGAGCGGCUAUCAACUGAAAUGGUCAUCGGCCUUGUUGCUUACACUGCUCGUCGCUCAGAGCUUCAAGGCCUAUGCUUGGUGGGUGCUUCCCUAUUCCCUCUCCAAUAUGCCCAUCAUAUUCUACUUACGUUUUAAGUUCUGGCAACUGAUCUCGUUGCUGGGCGGCCUAAUAUUGACCGCCGUCAAUAUCCAGGAGCUUUGACUGUUAUACUACAAAGCUAUUCUAUUUAUACUCAUUUUUAAUUAAUUAAUUAAUAAUGCAGCUCUACCAAUAAAAUGUACCGCUGCACUACUAAAACUGGAAAACAAAUUGUCAACAUAUAUUGUUAUAUUGGUUGCAGUCAUCGUUCCUCCUAUACUAGUUAACGUAGUUAAUAGUUUACUUUUUCACUGACAACACCUGAGGGGU
Drosophila arizonae is the source of this 951-nucleotide messenger RNA. Its product is annotated as surfeit locus protein 4 homolog. Gene Ontology annotation, cellular component: membrane. Lineage: Eukaryota; Metazoa; Arthropoda; Insecta; Diptera; Drosophilidae. The record is from RefSeq and is a predicted model, not a curated record.